GCAGGCUGGCUUCCGCUUCCGGGUGGCGUCUCUCCGUGGCGCGCUGUUGAAGCUGAGCGGUCGCCAUGGAGCUUUCGGGCGAGUACGUCGGUUGUGACGGGGAGCCGCAGCGGCUACGAGUGUCCUGUGAGGCGUCGAGCGACGCGGACCCUCUCCAGAGCCUGUCGGCGGGCGUGGUCCGGAUGAAGGAGUUGGUAGCGGAGUUCUUCGGGACAUUAGUGGAGCAGGACGCGCAGGGCGUGGCGGAAGAUCCGGACGACGCUUUGGAUGGUGAUGAUGAAGAUGAUGCAGAAGAUGAAAAUAACACUGGUAGAACUAACUCAGAUGGACCAUCUGCAAAACGUCCAAAACCAGCAUCUUAACAAUAGUGUUAGGACAUUAAGACUGCUGCUAGGUUGAGUGCGAUGAUGCAUACAUGUAAUCCCAGUUAAUUCAGAGGCUGAGGCAGGAGAAUUCAAAGUUGGAGGCCAGCUUGUGUGCUGCAUGUCAAGACUUUGCCUCAAAAAAAAAAAAGCCAAGAUAGCAGAGCGCUGCUAUUUCAUCACCUGCUGGAACUUACAGAAGACCUGUGCUCUAGUUGGGGAACUCAUUUCUUUUGUUUGAUUGGAACAAGUUCAUCACAAAGCAAACUUCCUUGUUUCUAACAAAGAAAAGAACAACAAAUGUGUGGGAGUGAACUCUUGUUUUCUCAUCCUAAAAUAAAAUGGAACCAUUCAUAGUGGACGGAAUCUAAAUUGGCAAAUGAAUUUUUAUGUUUGUUUUUCUCCUUUAAAAUGAUCAUUGAAUCAAAUGGUGUGUGUCUACAUCUUUUCGGUGUUUAUAAAAGCUGCUUAUCAUAGUUCAUAGGCAAUUAAUAUUUAAAAGAAUUGAUAAGAGAAAUAUGAUUUGUGUGUGUAUAUAUACGUCUGUACAAGUAUAGAUGUGAGGCUCAAAUCAAUAAAAUACAUUGAUUGUAACUUA
This is a messenger RNA of Mus caroli (Ryukyu mouse), 960 nucleotides long. It is a transcript of the gene Gon7, whose product is annotated as GON7 subunit of KEOPS complex. The record is from RefSeq and is a predicted model, not a curated record. Gene Ontology annotation, cellular component: EKC/KEOPS complex. Lineage: Eukaryota; Metazoa; Chordata; Mammalia; Rodentia; Muridae.